Messenger RNA from Carica papaya (papaya), 914 nucleotides. NCBI's taxonomy places the organism in Eukaryota, Viridiplantae, Streptophyta, Magnoliopsida, Brassicales, Caricaceae. The record is from RefSeq and is a predicted model, not a curated record.
AUGACGGCUUCGCGAGAUUAACUAGGGUUUUAGAGUCGGUAACUUUAAGCUUCAUAGAUUUCCUUCGCAGACAGAACAGGUGCCUGUUAGCACAGGCUCACAUAUUCACGCACAACAGGCUCACAUAUUUUGCUGCGUAGCCAUGGGUAUAUCACGCGAUUCUAUGCACAAGAGGCGUGCCACUGGAGGCAAGAAGAAGGCGUGGAGGAAGAAGAGAAAGUAUGAACUUGGCCGUCAGCCUGCUAAUACUAAGCUAUCAAGCAACAAGACAGUGCGACGGAUUCGUGUCAGAGGAGGAAAUGUUAAGUGGAGAGCGCUAAGAUUGGAUACUGGAAACUACUCGUGAGGUAGCGAAGCUGUCACCCGUAAAACUCGUAUUCUAUAUGUGGCUUACAAUGCUUCAAAGAAUGAGCUUGUCAGAACGCAAACUCUGGUGAAAAGUGCAAUUGUUCAAGUUGAUGCAGCACCCUUCAAGCAAUGGUACCUGCAGCACUAUGGUGUUGAUAUUGGUAGAAAGAGGAAGGCAGCUACUGCUGCUAAGAAGGAAACCGCAGAGACGGAGGGAGGAGGAACUACGGAGGAAACAAGAAAGAGUAAUCAUGUCCAGAGGAAGCUGGAGAAACGUCAGCAGGAUCGUAAACUGGAUGCCCACAUUGAAGAGCAGUUUGGAGGUGGUAGGUUGCUGGCUUGUAUCUCAUCCCGACCAGGUCAAUUUGGCAGAGCUGACGGGAACAUAUUGGAGGGGAAGGAACUCGAAUUUUAUAUGAAGAAGCUCCAGAGGAAGAAAGGCAAGGGUGCAGGUGCUGCUGCUUAGACUUGUUACGUUAUAAGUUUAGAUCAUAUAUUUUUUGUGAUACUCUGGCAAACAAAUUCAGUUCUUUGCUGGUGCAAAAUCUUUGAAGGCUUUGGGGCAA